Molecule: messenger RNA, 2166 nt
Organism: Chaetomium strumarium
Lineage: Eukaryota; Fungi; Ascomycota; Sordariomycetes; Sordariales; Chaetomiaceae
Product: NOL1/NOP2/sun family-domain-containing protein
Exons: 11
Coding region: 1-2166 (721 amino acids)
Biological process (GO): maturation of LSU-rRNA; rRNA base methylation
Cellular component (GO): nucleolus
Molecular function (GO): rRNA (cytosine-C5-)-methyltransferase activity; RNA binding
Source: RefSeq, a predicted model, not a curated record
AUGGGUGUUGGACGUCGUAUGAAGAAACAGGGCCCUCCUGAGCCUCUAUCGGAAGAACACUUCGCCAACCUCAAGCGGAAAAAGGGUCUGCCCGUUGACGAUGCCCCCGUCGAGGCCCCCUCGAGCAAGAAGCGCCGAACGUCUACCAAGCUCGAGAAGCCUGCUAAGGCCCGCCGUGAGGAACCUUCCAAGAACGGCGUGGCAUCGAAGUCCUCGGGCAAACAAGCCAAUGGCACCAAGAAUGGCCCCGUUGCAUCAGUAAAUAGCCGCAAAUCUGGCAAGGUAAAGCCGAAGAAAGUACCUGCGCCGGAAUCAGGAUCGGACGAGGAUGAGGAGAUGGACGAUGAGUUCGGCGCUUCCGACUUGGAGGAUGCCAGUGACUCUGAGCUGGAAGAGAAGCUUGGUGACGACUUCCUUGGUUCCGAUGACUCCGUCUACGAUUCCGAGCAGGAGGGCGCCAAGAAGGAGAAGUUCGUCUUCUCUGAUGAUGAGGAUGAUGAUGAGGACCGGGAGGAGAAAUUGACAGCCGCCAACAUCGAGGGCCUGUCGAGGAAAUUGGACGAGAAAUUAGCCAGGGAAGCAGCGGAAAACGAAGCGGAGCUGCGUGAGGAAGCGCUACAAACCAACAUUGACGGGGACAAGCCUCAUAUCCUCGGCGAAGAGGACGAGGCAGACGAGCUCUCGGCGAAGACGAAGGGUCUACUGGCACCUGAUCUCCAGAUGUUGAGGACCAGGAUAACGGAAACGAUUCGAGUGCUGGAAGACUUUACGAACCUCGCCGAGGAAGGACGGAGCAGGGCCGAGUAUACCAACCAACUUCUGAAGGACAUCUGCGCCUAUUAUGGAUACAAUGAAUUCUUGGCAGAGAAGCUCAUGAACCUGUUCCCACCCAGGGAGGCGUUCGCAUUCUUUGAAGCCAACGAAACGGCUCGUCCAGUGGUCAUUCGCACCAACACCCUACGCACCCAUCGCCGCGACCUUGCGCAGGCGCUCAUAAACCGCGGUGUUACACUGGAGCCAGUGGGCAAGUGGUCCAAAGUUGGUUUGCAAGUGUUCGAGUCAACUGUGCCGCUUGGUGCCACUCCCGAGUAUUUGGCCGGCCAUUACAUCCUGCAAGCCGCCUCCUCUUUCCUCCCCGUCAUGGCACUGUGCCCUCAGGAGAAUGAGCGUGUCCUCGAUAUGGCUGCAGCCCCCGGAGGCAAGACAACGCAUAUGGCAGCGUUGAUGAAGAACACCGGCGUCAUUUUCGCGAACGAUCCUAGCAAAGCUCGUGCCAAGGGUCUAAUUGGCAACAUCCACCGUCUUGGUGCGAGGAAUACCAUUGUCUGCAACUACGACGCCCGCGAGUUUCCUCGGGUGAUUGGUGGCUUCGAUAGAGUGCUGCUAGAUGCUCCAUGCUCCGGAACGGGCGUUAUUGCCAAGGACCCCUCGGUGAAGACCAACAGAGAUGAGAAGGACUUCCAACAAUUACCGCACACACAGAAACAACUGCUUUUGGCGGCCAUCGACUCGGUCAACCACGCAAGCAAGACCGGCGGCUACAUUGUCUACUCGACAUGUAGUGUUGCGGUUGAGGAGAACGAGCAAGUCGUCAACUACGCACUCAGCCGUCGCCCGAAUGUGAAGCUGGUUGAGACUGGCCUACCCUUCGGCAAGGAAGGCUUCACGAGCUUCAUGGGGAAGACUUUCCACCCAAGCCUCAAGCUAACGCGCAGGUACUACCCACACCUAUACAACGUCGACGGGUUCUUCGUCGCCAAGUUCCAGAAGAUUGGCCCCACCCCAGGCAAUGCGGUGUUGGCCAACGGCAAGAAGGACCAGAAUGCUGCCAGCACCACAUCUGGCGACAGAGACGAAGAUGGUGUUGUCGACAAGACACCGAUCGGCGCCGAGGGAGAGGAUCAGGAGAAAGAUGAGGACGACUUCGGCGGGUUUGACGAUGAAGAGGAUGAGGAUUACAUCGAGAGGGCCAAGCGGAAUGCUAUGAGGAGACGAGGCCUGGAUCCCAGGGCACUCAAGAAGGGGCAGGAGAAGAAGGCUGCCGAGGAGACGGAGGCACGGAAGGAGACCGUAAAGGAGAAACCCAGUGACAAGGCUGGGGAAAAGCCGAAGGAGAAGGCUAAGAACAAGGUCAAGGAGAAGACAAAGGCCAAGGAGAAAAAGUAG